AUGAAGACAGCCUCAGAAGAAUCAAAUUCUCGGGCAAACACACCCAACGAAAAGCUUGAGGUUCAUGAACCACAUGCAAAUCAUGGAUCCAAACUCGACCAUGAACUUGCUGAAAAGCUUGGAGCAUCCCAUUUGAACAUUUUACCUACAAGGCAACUCAUAUCUGUUCUCGCAGUGUUAUCUUUAGGGCUUCUUAUGAUGAUGACCGAUCAAUCUGCCGUAACAGUUGCACUUCCAUUAAUAGGAAAAGACUUGCAUGCACAGAACACCAUCAAUUGGGCAGGUACCGCAUCUUUAUUAGCCAACUGUGUAUCACAGGUGCUUUUAGGGAGGUUUUCUGAUAUCUUUGGUCGAAAAUCAGUGCUAGUUUCUUCCCUCGUUAUACUUUCGAUUGCAGAGUUAUGCUGUGGAUUUGCUCAAACCGGACCCCAGUUUUACAUUUUCCGUGCCUUUUGCGGAAUUGGAGGAGGCGGAGUUCAAUCCAUGACGAUGGUCAUACUAAGUGACGUCGUGACUUUGAAGCAAAGAGGAAGAUUUCAGGGUAUUCUCGGUGCUCAAAUUGGUAUUGGAAAUGCCGUUGGUCCUUUUCUUAUGGCGGCAUUUGCUGAACACCAUUCAUGGCGAGAUUUCUACUAUUUCCUUGCCCCAACAAACUUACUCGUUAUAACUGCAAUCUGUUUUGUGGUGAAGAGCAAAAAGUCGUCGACCGUAUUGACCAGGUCUCAAAAAUUCAAAAAGAUAGAUUACUUGGGGCUUGUGUUCAGUACAGCUUCUUUGACUUUAUUGUUGAUCCCAGUGAGUGGUGGUGGCUCGACAUAUGCAUGGAAUAGUUCUUUGGUCAUUGUCCUUUUCAUAAUAGGUGGAUUGUGCAUGAUACUGUUCAUCCUUAUAGAAUGGAAGGUACCACCAUUGCCUAUGAUUCCACUCAGACUCUUUGGCUCUGCUCUGUUAUCAUUGUUACUUUUCUUCAAUUUCUUAUACGGAAUGGCAUACUAUGCUUUUCAGUACUAUCUUCCUUACUACUUCCAAAUCAUUCGGCAAGAUAGUUCUCUCAGAACUGCAGUUUUUCUUCUUCCAUUGGUGCUCACUCAAUCGGUUCUGUCGACAGUUGCUGGCAAUUUGAUAUCAAUAAUGGGACACUACAAGAUUGUGCUUUGCUGUGGAUUUGGUAUAUGGACGCUAGGAUACGGUUUGCUUUGUAUUUGGACCAAGAGCACCCCAGCGGGUCCUUUAGUGGGUAUCCUUCUUGUCAUUGGAAUCGGUGCCGGCUGCAUCUUUCAACCUUCAAUGGUUGCAAUACAGGCCCAUGCGAGGAAGGCAGACCGUGCUGUGGUGAUACUGGCGAGAAAUGUGCUUCGGUCCUUUGGAGGUGCUGUUGGUAUUGCUGUAGGGUCGUUGAUUGUAUCCAACAGUCUUUUGAAAGAAGUCAAUGAGGAAUUGAACCACCCCAGAAUUCCCGUGGAAUACUUGCAUUAUUUGAAAGACCAUAUUUACAGCAAGAUUAGCAUCACCGGGUUGUCAGACUCUGAAGUUAGCAUCGUGAAAGACAUGUACAUGUCGGCCAUCAAGAACUUUUUUUAUGCUAUCAUACCUAUAAUUGGCGUGUGUUUCGUGGGAUCGUUAUUCAUUAAGGAUCGUGGUUUGCAGUGUAUCGAUGAGAUUGUUACCACCGACAAGGAUGAAAACCAUUAG
Molecule: messenger RNA, 1692 nt
Organism: Meyerozyma guilliermondii ATCC 6260
Lineage: Eukaryota; Fungi; Ascomycota; Pichiomycetes; Serinales; Debaryomycetaceae
Exons: 1
Coding region: 1-1692 (563 amino acids)
Biological process (GO): transmembrane transport
Cellular component (GO): membrane
Molecular function (GO): transmembrane transporter activity
Source: RefSeq, a predicted model, not a curated record